GCUUUUUUGACUGUCUUUUCUUGUGUUGUUUCUUUGAUUGUUUUGUAAGUCGCAUAUUGAUGAAUUUGACAUUUUUAUUUCGUUUGAUUUGCACGUGUAUGUCUGUAAAUUUAAAAAAAAAAACGUUUUUGGCGGAGUUUGUAAGAAAAGUUGGCAAUAUUGUCGUGUUAAUUGGUUAUUUUUCAAUGUCUAUCGUGGUGAGAUUGAGUUGGCCUUGUUGAUUGUCGUUUCGUCUAACGUUUCUUUGAUUGUUUUGAUGGAUUUUUGACGGUUUUAUUUCCUUUGAUUUACACAUAAAAUGGCAAGCGAUCCAGAACAAGCAGGCGAUUGUCCCGACGAUUUCGUCGAAGAAGAGGAGACCGAUGCGGAAAUGGCGAGCAAAAUCCUCAACUUCCCGAACGUGUUGGCCGCCUUACAGAGUCACCAGAACGCGGAAAUGAUCGCAAACCUUCCAACAGUUGUAAAACGGCGGUUAAAAGCACUGAAAAACCUCCAGUUUGAAAACACCAAGCUAGAAGCCGAGUUUUUCAAGGAAGUUCACGAUCUAGAAUGCAAAUAUCAUCUUCUGCACACGCCGUUAUUCGAGAAACGUAACAAUAUCGUUAAUGGAACCUAUGAGCCUGUGGACGAUGAGUGUCAGUGGCCAUCUGAAGACGAGGCUGAAUUGUCUGAGGAUUUGAAGGAUAAGGUUAAGUUGGAGGACAAGGAUAAUAAGGAUGUGAAAGGCAUUCCAGAUUUUUGGUUGACCAUUUUUAGAAAUGUCAGUAUUUUGUCGGAAAUGGUUCAGAGUCACGACGAACCCAUCUUGAAACACUUAAAAGAUAUCAAACUCAUCUGCAAAGAAAACCCCAUGGGCUUCAUUUUGGAGUUUUAUUUCGAGCCAAACGAAUUCUUCACCGACACCGUGCUAACCAAGGAGUACCACAUGAAGUGCGUGCCUGAGGAGGAUGACCCGUUCAACUUCGAAGGCCCCGAGAUCUACAAGUGCAUCGGUUGCACGAUCAACUGGGCCAAGGGCAAGAACGUGACCGUGAAGACGAUCAGGAAGAAGCAGAAGCACAAGAGUCGCGGCGUGGUGCGCACCGUCACCAAGACCGUGCAGAACGACUCGUUCUUCAACUUCUUCAAUCCGCCGGUGCUGCCGGAAGAGUCGAAGGAGGACAUCGAGGACGACCUGCGCAACCUGCUCACCAGCGACUUCGAGAUCGGGCACUACAUCAGGGAGCGCAUCAUCCCCAGGGCGGUGCUCUACUUCACCGGCGAGGGUAUCGAGGAGGAGGAGGACUUUGAGGAGGAGGAGGACGACGAUGACGACGAGGAAGAAGAAGACGAAGUCGGGGACAACGACGACGCCGCGGGCAAGAACGCCAGGGAUCAGAAUUGCAAGCAGCAGUGA
This is a messenger RNA of Brassicogethes aeneus, 1396 nucleotides long. Lineage: Eukaryota; Metazoa; Arthropoda; Insecta; Coleoptera; Nitidulidae. The record is from the annotation of a GenBank genome assembly.